UCUCCGCGCGAGUCCAUUCCAUGCUCACUCAUUUCACCAGAAAACAAAAUAUUAGUUUAGCUUAUUUAAUUGUUAAACAAUUUACUAAUGCAGACAUCUUCAAACAUAAGCAAUUGCGACACAAUUUUUAAAUACAGCAGCAGUGCUGACUUUCUCUAAUCGUGAAAGUUCUCCGAAGAAAUUAUUCAGUUCCAUUAGGAAUUGAAAGUUUGGAGUGGGAGGCAAUUCUAAUUUCGAAACGUUACAAAUUGAAACCAGAUGUCAAACCCAUUGAAUUAGCAUUAUCAGCCAUUGUCAAAAAAUGCCUAGCGUGAUAAAAUCCCUCCUGAUGUCGUCGAAAUUUGGAUUCCGAUAUAGUGCAACACACCCCUCAUUCAGAAGAACCAUCAUUUCCCUACAAACUCCACCCCUCACACGGCCCUUUAGUCAGUCAGCACCUCGACCCAACUAUGAAGGCGAUGGAAAAACGACAGUAACAAUUCUAAACCACGAAAUCGACUCGCCUCUCAUGGUCGACGGUUAUCAUGAGAAUGGCUUCAAGCUCAACAAUGGUUUCAAUGUGCGCGGACCUAUGGCACUCUUCCCGAAAUCCGUUCUCGCAUGGGACGUUGGCAACGCGUCGCAGAUAACGCCAGAGUCACUCGCAUUAUUUACCCUGCUAGAACCAAAGCUGGACGUUUUGAUCAUCGGGGUGGGCGACGCUGGGAAACAAAUCCCAAAAGAAACAAUUAAAGCGCUCCAACUGAAAAAGAUCAAUUUCGAAAUCCUUCCCACCGAUCAUGCCCUUGCGACGUUUAACUUUCUAAAUUUUGAGCGGCGUUGCGUUGCGGCCGCACUGCUGCCCCCGUUGACCAUUUCAUACGGGUCGGAAGACCUGCUUAGAAAUAGGAUGGAUAAGAAAAAAAUGUACGAUCCGACCGAGAUUGAUUAGUAAAAAGUUUAAUAAUGUUAAUGUUAAGCAUUUGUUUUAAAACGCUUAUAUAAUUGUUUCUUAGUAAUAAAAAUGAAAGUUCAUCUCGUGAUAA
Folsomia candida is the source of this 1025-nucleotide messenger RNA. Its product is annotated as NADH dehydrogenase [ubiquinone] 1 alpha subcomplex assembly factor 3. Gene Ontology annotation, biological process: mitochondrial respiratory chain complex I assembly. Bases 302 to 931 code for a protein of 209 amino acids. Gene Ontology annotation, cellular component: mitochondrial inner membrane. The record is from RefSeq and is a predicted model, not a curated record. The transcript is spliced from 3 exons. NCBI's taxonomy places the organism in Eukaryota, Metazoa, Arthropoda, Collembola, Entomobryomorpha, Isotomidae.